UUGUCUUGCUGCUGGUUUGGAGUAACACUUGUGCAGUUUGUGCCUCAGGUUCCCAGAACUCGUGUGUGUCUCGAAAAGAAGCCUGCAUUGAGGUGACACAGCCCUGAAGGCUGUAUUAACAUCAUGCCUCAAACCCGAUCCCAGGCACAAGCUACAAUCGGUUUUCCAAAGAAAAAGCAAUCUCGGACAUUGAACAAAACGAAAACCUCUAGCAAUACGAAACUACAACCGACAAAUGAACGGGCUAUUCCCUGUUCUCCUUGUAUAAACACAAAAAUUCUGCCUCUUAGCCCCAGAAAACGUCUGGGUGAUGACAAUCUAUGCAACACUCCUCAUCUACCUUCCUGUUCUCCACCAAAGCAAGGCAAGAAAGAGAAUGGUCCUCCGCACUCACUUAACCCUAAGGGACGCAGAUUGAUAUUUGAUGAUCAGCUGCCAGUUAAGUCUCCUGGCAAAACAGAAAAAGCCAGAGUUCACCAAAACAAGAUACUUUCCUCAGCUCAAAAAGAUCAAACAAUCACAACAAAUUCUGAACAGAAAUGUCCACUCGAGAAAGAAUCUGUAUGUGUGAGACUGUUCAAGCAAGAAGGCACUUGCUAUCAGCAAGCAAAGCUUGUCCUAAAUACAGCUGUCCCGGAUCGGCUGCCUGCCAGAGAGAAGGAGAUGGAUGUCAUCAGGCAUUUCCUGAGGGAACACAUCUGUGGAAAAAAAGCUGGAAGUCUUUACCUUUCUGGUGCUCCUGGAACUGGAAAAACUGCCUGCUUAAGCCGAAUUCUUCAAGACUUCAAGAAGGAAGAGAAGGGAUUUAAAACUAUCAUGCUGAAUUGCAUGUCCUUGAGGAAUGCCCAGGCUGUAUUCCCAGCUAUUGCUCAGGAGAUUUAUCAGGAAGAAGUAUCCAGGCCAGCUGGGAAGGACAUAGUGAAGAAAUUGGAAAAACAUAUGACUUCUGAGAAAGGCCCCAUGAUUGUGUUGGUGUUGGACGAAAUGGAUCAGCUGGACAGCAAAGGGCAGGAUGUUUUAUACACACUGUUUGAAUGGCCCUGGCUAAGCCAUUCUCGAUUGGUGCUAAUUGGUAUUGCUAAUACUCUGGAUCUCACUGACAGAAUUCUGCCAAGGCUUGAAGCUAGAGAAAAAUGUAAGCCACAGCUGUUGAACUUCCCACCUUAUACAAGGAAUCAGAUAGCUGCUAUCUUGCAAGAUCGACUUAAUCAAGUAUCUAGAGACCAGGUUCUGGACAAUGCUGCAAUUCAGUUCUGUGCUCGAAAAGUCUCUGCUGUUUCAGGAGAUGUUCGCAAAGCGCUGGAUGUUUGCAGGAGAGCUAUUGAAAUUGUAGAGUCGGAUGUCAAAAGCCAGACUAUCCUCAAACCCCUGUCUGAAUGUAAAACACCUUCUGAGUCUCCAGUCCCUAAGCGGGUUGGUCUUGCUCACAUAGCCCAAGUCAUUUCCGAAGUGGAUGGGAACAGGAUGGCUUUGAGCCGAGCAGGAACUCAAGAGUCCCUGCCUCUUCAGCAGAAGAUUUUGGUUUGCUCUUUGCUGCUCUUGACCAGGCAGCUGAAAAUCAAAGAGGUCACUUUGGGGAAGCUAUAUGAAGCCUACAGUACUGUCUGUCGGAAACAGCAGUUGGGAGCUGUGGACCAGUCAGAGUGUUUGUCACUUUCAGGACUCUUGGAGUCCAGAGGCAUUGUAGGAUUAAAGAAAAACAAAGAAACUCGCUUCACAAAGGUGUCUUUGAAGAUUGAAGAAAAUGAAAUAGAGCAUGCUCUGAAAGACAAAGCUUUAAUUGGAAAUAUUUUAGCUACUGGACUAUCUUAAAUUUUUUCCUUACAUCCCACCUGAAACCAUUCAGCUGGCAAUUUUGUAAGCUAUGGAGACUUCAGUUUAGUACUUUAUAUGUUCAAGCUUCCUGAAAACAAAUACGACUUUUUUUUUAACUUGAAACAAAUGAAUUUUAAUCUAUAAGCUCAUGAAGAUUAUACUGAAUAAUAUCUUUGGGAUUUUUUUUAACCUAUAGAAAUAACUUGAGUUAUUUUUACGUUAUAUUUACAGGCUGGGAAUGUGGCUUAGUGGCAGAGUGCUUGCCUACCAUGCAUGAAGCCCU
This is a messenger RNA of Dipodomys spectabilis (banner-tailed kangaroo rat), 2098 nucleotides long. RefSeq names its product cell division cycle 6 (gene Cdc6). Gene Ontology annotation, cellular component: nucleus. The record is from RefSeq and is a predicted model, not a curated record. Gene Ontology annotation, biological process: cell division; mitotic DNA replication checkpoint signaling; DNA replication initiation. Bases 124 to 1812 code for a protein of 562 amino acids. The transcript is spliced from 12 exons. Lineage: Eukaryota; Metazoa; Chordata; Mammalia; Rodentia; Heteromyidae. Gene Ontology annotation, molecular function: DNA replication origin binding; ATP hydrolysis activity.